AUGGCAUUCAUAUUUCACAAACCCGUGGCUCAAGAAAUUACUCGUGAAGAGAUACUUUCUGUUUUCUGCACUCCUGAAUGUAGAGAAAGGGUUGAGCGAAAAGACGUCAUCAAACUCAAAGAUGAUGUAAGUGUAAAAACAACCCAACUCUUAUAUGUUCUGGAAAAAUUAUGCACUGUGACUAAAGAACUGGAAGAUAUCAGAGAUAGAUAUCAAAUAAAUGAACUCAAUAUUAAGAAAUUUGAUUCUUCUAGCAAACUGGUUAAAAAAUUGUGUGAUCAACAGCUUGCAUAUAAGAAAAGGAAAGGGUGUGGAUUGGGUUACAAUCAGGCUCCUCCUCCUUACAAUGAUAAUUACACAUAUUUACCUAUGACUGAGGAGGAGCUAAUGAAUGAAAGCAAAAUGACUUAUGGUUCGAAAAACAAUAAUUCAUCAAUCAACUGCAGACCUGUUGAUAAAGGAGCGACUCCUUCGGUAAAUUUUGUUUCAAAGGGUACUUUUGAUCCUAACGCUUUGUCUUCAUAUGCAGAUAAAAUAUCUGAAGUAAAGUGUGGAGAUGUUCUUGGGAGUGAACCAGUUGUCCAUUCUAGUUUUUUUGAAAAUUAUUUUGAACAAACUAAAUCUGAUAUUGCUUUUGGUAGAACUUUGUUUGAGUCAUUUUGUGCUUAUGUGUCGUCUGGUGAGCCUGAUGCUUGGGGCAAAACUGAAUCUGAUGAUUGUGAUUCAGUUAAUGCGUGUGAUUGUAAUGUUUCUAAUGUUUCAGUUGAUGACAGUGUUACAGGUGAGGUCCCUCAUGACACAUUCAGUGAAACUACUGAAACUUCUUCUCAAGAAAAUCAGGAUGGGACCCCAUUGGAAACUGUAGAUGAAAGCAAAGCUAAAUCGGAUUCACAUGAUACAUGUGUUAACGAAACAUGUGUUGAUGAAAUUUCAACUUGUUCUAAAAUUGAAACUGAAUCUGAAUCUAUUAAAGAAGAAAAAGGAGUUGAAAUAAAUGAACAGUCACCGAAAAAUGUUUCUGAAAAUAAAGAUAAAACUGAAACACCGGUUUUUCAAAAUGAUCAUGAUAAAAGUGAGAAGGAUGAAUCUCAUCAUCAGUCUACAUCUCAUGCUUGUGCUAGUUCUGAUCAACAGAUGCCUCCUAGACGCGAUCAAACAGAGAAUGCUGCUCUCGCAGCCACAAUCAUUCAGCAGAUGACUGCUGUGAUUCCGAACCUCAUUACUCAGAUAAACCAAGCAAAUAACAAUAACAAUAAUAACAAUGCUCAAUGUGACUUCAAAACGUUCAAUUCAGCUAAACCAUCGAAAUUUUCUAGGUCUCAAGGAGCAACUGCGCUCCUACAAUGGUUUGAAAGUAUAGAAAGCACAUUCCACCAUGUUCAGUGUGCCAAUGAGCGCAAGGUGGAUUUCGCCUCGAGUGUCUUUCAAAGGAGAGCACUCACUUGGUGGAACGGUAUUAUGAGAGAUUGA
Molecule: messenger RNA, 1470 nt
Organism: Helianthus annuus (common sunflower)
Lineage: Eukaryota; Viridiplantae; Streptophyta; Magnoliopsida; Asterales; Asteraceae
Product: cell wall protein IFF7-like
Exons: 4
Coding region: 1-1470 (489 amino acids)
Source: RefSeq, a predicted model, not a curated record